CACCAGGUCUGUUCUACGAACAACAUCACCAUACCUUACAAGCCCUUACCUGGAUCUCUACCUAAGCCUGAUCGCGCAAUCUCAACAAAACCGACCAUAUCGAUCGAAACAGGUGAACCUGCCACCGCAACCAUGACGUCUCAAAACAUCAACAUCCUCCUCUCGUCUUUCCCUGGCCUUUCGCUCCCCUCGACCGUCUCAUUCUCCCUCCCACCGACGUCGACACUCAUCGAUCUCACCGAGAAAAUCUCAUCAUACAUCCCGGCAUCCGUCCCUCUCCGGUCUCUCAUCCUAACCACAACCAACAACAAGCAACUCAUCCCGUCCUCAGAGCGCCUCCUCUCCUAUCUCCCCAGCAACAAUGGCGAAGCCACACCCCAAUCAAAUCUCCUCCCCCUCCGCCUAUCCGUACCCACAUGCGGCGGAAAAGGUGGUUUCGGCUCCCAGCUCCGCGCAGCCGGCGGGCGCAUGUCGAGCAAGCGCAAGGGCAACCAAGGCGACGAUAACGGAUCCAGCCGCAACCUCGACGGGCGUCGGAUCCGCACCGUGAACGAAGCGAAGGCGCUAGCAGAAUACCUCGCCGUGAAACCGGAGAUGGAUAAGAAGGAGAAAGAGGAGCGCCGGCGUCGCUGGCAGGCUGUUGUGGACGCGUCCGAAAAGCGGCAGGAAGAGCUGAAGAAUGGUGGCGAGCGGCGGAAGGUUGAUGGUCAGUGGAUGGAGGAUCGGGAGGAGGUUAAUGAGCGCGCGCGAGAGGCUGUUCUGAAGGCUAUGAAGGACGGCGCUUGGACGGAUAACCUCCGGGAUACUGUUGUUGGUGGGUCGAGCACGAGCGCGAGCGCCAGUGAGGGCAGUGGUCAGGACAGUCCGCUCAGCUCUGAGGCAGAAAGCGAUGAGGAUCAAGGGAUGGCGGACGCGGGACCGUCGGAGCCUGCGCGUGGACCUGCGGCGCCGCGGAAGUUCAUUGGGUUUGAUGAGGAUGACGAGUUUAUGAGUGACUCCGAAGAGGAGGAUGCAACUGAUCCUAAGGGCAAAGGAAAGGCAAAGGCUUGAUCGAAAAGCGUUCAGUCUGUCGACUAAAUUGCUAUAUCCUUGUACUGCAUUGUUAAUAUUUGGGGUUGGAGCGUUC
This is a messenger RNA of Aspergillus candidus, 1126 nucleotides long. RefSeq names its product telomere maintenance SDE2 family protein. Gene Ontology annotation, cellular component: nucleus. The record is from RefSeq and is a predicted model, not a curated record. The transcript has a single exon. NCBI's taxonomy places the organism in Eukaryota, Fungi, Ascomycota, Eurotiomycetes, Eurotiales, Aspergillaceae. Bases 133 to 1050 code for a protein of 305 amino acids.